AUGGAGCCACCGGCCCCCAGGUCCUCGUCGUUUGAACUCGACAGCGCAGGCAAGCCGGAUCCAUCUCCGUCAAGGAAGAAGCCGCGGAGGAGUGCGGAUCCGCACAAUCAAAAGCGCCGCUGUGUGUCCACGGCGUGCGUCGCAUGCCGGAGGCGGAAAUCAAAGUGCGAUGGAGCACUCCCGAGCUGCGCGGCAUGCGCCAGUGUCUACGGCACCGAUUGCGUGUACGAUCCCAAUUCGGACCAUAGGCGAAAGGGCGUUUACAAGGAGAAAGUCGACAGCACCAAGGCAAACGAGUCAACCUUGCAGAUUCUCAUAGAGGCCAUCCUCAACGCCGCAGAGGAUGAUGUUCACGAGAUUGUUAGGCAAAUACGGACCUGUGACAAUCUUGAUGCCAUGGCCACAUCACUUGUCAACUCUGGCCAUGGAAUUGACCAUACAGCUAGCGACGAUGACACUGAGGUCGACCAUGAUUAUGCGACCACUUUGCCCAUGGAAGGGGAGCGGGAUUUGGCCCGCAAAAUGGGCGAGCUACGGCUCGAGAACGGCUCAGUUCGAUUCAUUGGAGGAACGUCUCAUCUCAUCUAUCUUGGCACAGAGAUGAUGCCUCAUGGAGAUGCAGAGGCAGAGGAGUCUGUCAUGGUCGAUGCAAAUCCCAUCACAAGCUGGACAAAUGUGACAGAAGACCCGCAGGUCGUCAUCCACUUGCUCAACAUGUACUGGAACUGGCAUUACCCAUACUUCACAACCCUUUCCAGAAGCUUGUUCUAUCGCGACUUCCUGAAAGGGAAGUCCCAGGUCUCGGCACAUAGGACAGCUUACUGCUCUGCAUUACUGGUCAACGCCAUGUUGGCUCUUGGCUGCCACUUUACCAACGUCGGUGUAGCAUACGCUGUACCUGGUGACAGCUGGACAAAGGGCGAUCACUUCUUCACAGAGGCGAAGAGGCUCAUCAUGGUCAACGACGAGUAUGAAAAGCCGAGACUUACAACAGUACAAGCGUUGGCUCUCAUGUCUGUGCGGGAGGCGGGUUGUGGGCGGGAAGCGAAAGGUUGGGUCUACAGCGGCAUGAGCUUCAGGAUGGCUCAGGAUCUUGGUCUCAACAUGGACAUUGCCGGUGUUACCGCCCAGGACCAGCAUCUGGACGAGAAGGAGGUCGAUGCCCGCCGUGUCACCUUCUGGGGUUGCUUCCUAUUUGACAAGUGUUGGUCCAACUACCUUGGCCGGCUGCCGCAAAUACCGAAGAACUCAUUCAACGUUCCAAAAUACGACGUAUUUCCCGAUGAAGAUGCUCAGGACUGGAGUCCCUACACGGAUACUGGAUACGAUGAAGUCAACAAGCAGCCAAGCAGAACACGCGCUGUUGGUCUGCAGCUGCUGAAGCUGUCUGAAAUAAGCAGUGACCUUUUAUUGUUCUUCUACCAUCCGAACCACAUCGGACGAUCGCACAGCAAGUCGGUCGAGUUGAAGAAGCUGAGUGAGCUCCAUCGACGGCUUGAGGAUUGGCGGAAGGAUUUACCAAAAGAGCUUGAGCCGAAAGAUGGCCAGCUCCCAAACGUCAUCUUGAUGCACAUGUUCUUCCACCUCCAGUACAUACAUCUCUUCCGCCCGUUUCUUCGGUACGCUCCGAAUGCGUCGCCGCUGCCAUCCCACGUUUCCCCGCGGCGAAUGUGCACGGCGAAUGCGGGUGCCAUUUCCAAGCUCAUGAGGCUUUACAAAAAGACGUACAACCUACGACAAAUAUGCAACAUAGCCGUUUAUAUGCUUCACUCUGCAUGCACUAUCCAUCUUCUCAACUUGCCUGAGAAGACGGCGAAACGAGACAUAGUACACGGUGUGAAGCAUCUCGAAGAGAUCGCCGAGGAUUGGCUAUGUGGUCGGCGCACGCUAAGCAUAAUCAGCGUGCUGGCCAGGAAAUGGAAUUGCGAGCUCCCAGAAGAGGCCGCGCAAGUUCUACAAAGGACGGAUGAGAGAUGGGGAUUUUUCAGCACCUCAGACGUACCCUCUCCCAGAUCGCUCCCGAGGGUUUCGCCGAGCCCAAGCCUCCGAACGCACAGCCCGGAA
Molecule: messenger RNA, 2064 nt
Organism: Microdochium trichocladiopsis
Lineage: Eukaryota; Fungi; Ascomycota; Sordariomycetes; Xylariales; Microdochiaceae
Product: fungal-specific transcription factor domain-containing protein
Exons: 2
Biological process (GO): regulation of DNA-templated transcription; DNA-templated transcription
Molecular function (GO): DNA binding; DNA-binding transcription factor activity, RNA polymerase II-specific; zinc ion binding
Source: RefSeq, a predicted model, not a curated record